Molecule: messenger RNA, 836 nt
Organism: Rotaria sp. Silwood2
Lineage: Eukaryota; Metazoa; Rotifera; Eurotatoria; Philodinida; Philodinidae
Source: the annotation of a GenBank genome assembly
AUGUUUGGACCAAUCAUUUCUGCUAAUAAAACUGGUAUUAAAAAUAGCGACAGUGCUACAAGUGAUCUUAGAGCAUUUACUAAUAUCAGUAAGUUUUAUGGUGGAUCUCUUUGAAAAUCAAAACAAUUUUAAAUCAUUCUUAACUUUAUUCAUAUAAAAAUUGAUGAAAAUAGAACUGGAACAAUCAUUUUUAAAUUCUACUAGCAUCUGUCUUUCAUUUGGAAAAUACAAUGAAAUUUUAUUAAAGCAAAAAACUAAGACUAGCAGUCAAUACAAAAUAGAAUUUAUUCGAAAAAAUGUUCUAUAUGCCUAUUCAGUGCUUUGAGUAUUAAUUAUUUCUACAAAUAGAUAUGCAAAAGGAAUUGUUCAUUUUAUGUGCCAAACUUAUUAUUACUGUUGAUUUGUAACUAAAUUGAGUUGCAUCUAUUCUGCUUUUUUUAAAGAUUAAACUAAUUCAAUAGAAUACCUGUAUCUUACAAAAGGUAAUGUAUUUAGAUAUCUUCUGUAAAGAUUUAAUUAAUCAUGUUACUUCGAAAAUUAUCUUUAUAAAUAAUCUUCAUUUUAAGAAAGUAAUAGAAGUACUUCUCUGAAAAAAAAAAGGAGUUUUACAGAACCCUUCGAAAAGGUUCUGUAGAUUUCGAAAAGUCUCCAAAUGUGUCCAAAGUCUCAAAAAAAGGAUAAAAAAUUCUACAGAACCUUUUGAGGGUUCUGCGUUUUACCCACUCGCAGAACCAUCUCUUACAGAACCUUUUUUUAGGUUCUGUACAGCAAAAAAAGGUUCCGUGAGAAAAUACGAAACCUUAAGGGUUCUGUACUACACCUUGAUGGUUCUGUAC